This is a messenger RNA of Anolis carolinensis (green anole), 1524 nucleotides long. RefSeq names its product sulfotransferase 1C2. Gene Ontology annotation, biological process: sulfation. The record is from RefSeq and is a predicted model, not a curated record. Gene Ontology annotation, molecular function: sulfotransferase activity. Gene Ontology annotation, cellular component: cytoplasm. Bases 406 to 1293 code for a protein of 295 amino acids. Lineage: Eukaryota; Metazoa; Chordata; Lepidosauria; Squamata; Anolidae. The transcript is spliced from 7 exons.
GCCACGAGUAUUCAAAGUUGGCCAUGUUGGGUAUGUGUGCCAUGUUUGCUCCAGAUACAUCAUCAGACCAACAUGAUCAACAGAAAAUGGAAUCCUAGGAUUUGCCAUUUAUAAGGUGGUACUUAGAAUUAUCUUCAGAGAGCUCUAGUGCAACGCUAAACUACAAACUUUAGGAUUCCAUAGGAUGCAGCAAUGACAGUUAAAGUAGAAUCAGUGUGGAAAGGCACAGAUAGGAGAGGCAGAGGCAGAGGAAAGGCCAAAGAUUUGGAAAGAGGCAAACUAAACUAGAAAGUGGGUAUGCCUGGUAUUCAUUGACAUACAAACCUGGAGGUAGAUCAGAGGCAUAGGCUACUCGGGGAAGACCAAGCAAACACAAUCAUAUUAUGUUGCCUGCACUGCCCAGGGAUGGAUCCUGAACUGCCUGGGGAUGAAUCCUGGUUGGUGAAAACUGAAGGAGUUCCCUUGCCCAGACAAACUACAGAGAAGUGGGAUCAAAUAUCAGCUUUCCAAGCUCGACCUGAUGAUCUCCUCAUCUGCACCUUCCCCAAAUCUGGAACUAGUUGGAUCCAGGAAAUUGUAGAUAUAAUUCUGCAUGGAGGUGACCUACAAAAAUGCGAUCAGCUCCCCAUCUAUGAACGGAGUCCGUUCAUAGAGCUGUUCCUUCCCAAACCUGUUGUAUCAGGUGUUGAUGAAGCAGAGGCAAUGCCCUCCCCGAGGGUGCUGAAAACUCACCUUCCGGCCCCGCUCCUGCCACCUUCUUUCUGGAAGCAAAAUUGUAAGAUGAUUUAUUUGGCCAGGAAUGUCAAGGAUAAUGCUGUCUCUACCUUCAACUUCCAUCGCAUGAACAAACUUCUUCCCAAUCCUGGAGACUGGAAUAAUUUUCUGGAGGAUUUCAUUGCUGGGAGGUGCUGGUAUGGCUCAUGGUUCGACCAUGUUUGUGGUUGGUGGGAAGCUAAAAACCACCAUCCAAUUCUGUACCUGUUCUAUGAAGACAUGAAAGAGAACCCAGCUCAAGAAAUCCGGAAAGUAGCUGAGUUCUUGAGGUUUGAACUCUCAGAAUUGGUUCUGAGCCAGAUUGUGCAACACACUGCAUUUAAGAGCAUGAAAGCAAAUGAAAUGACUAAUUUCACCACCCUGCCUUCCUCCAUCCUGGACCACUCUGUGUCAUCCUACAUGAGGAAAGGUACUGUAGGAGACUGGAAGAAACAUUUCACAGUAGCUCAAAGUGAAUGGUUGGAUACCAUUUGUGCUCAGAAACUGAAGAAUGGCCCGAGCUUCCGCACACAGCUAUAAACUGAUUUAUCUCUCCAACCAAGAACUAUUGUCACUGCGAUAUGACUGUACAGCUGGGUAGAGUCACCUAAGUACCUUCCUCUAGUGCACAGUUGCCUUUCUGUCCAUUCCAGACUAACUGCUACACAGUGGAACAAAGAGGAACAGCUGUUUAGAAUUCAUAUAAGAUUUUCUGCUGUUGGUUGAAAAAGACAGAAAUGAACAAUAAAAUGCAAUACUUGUAGCAAUGUA